This is a messenger RNA of Suillus clintonianus, 957 nucleotides long. RefSeq lists its product as uncharacterized. The record is from RefSeq and is a predicted model, not a curated record. Bases 1 to 711 code for a protein of 236 amino acids. NCBI's taxonomy places the organism in Eukaryota, Fungi, Basidiomycota, Agaricomycetes, Boletales, Suillaceae. The transcript is spliced from 8 exons.
AUGUUAUCUGUCGCGGGAGAAAAACAUACCCCAAAGACAAGGGACUGGAUUAUCGUGACUGCUAGUUGUCGUCCAUCUUGUGACCUGUCGUGGGGGAAACGGGUGUGGCCUUCGUGUCUUUGGAGUAUGUUUAUCUGUGUGGUCGUGGUCGCUGUUUAUAUACCGUGGGGACUGUGGAUUGUUGUGACUGCUAGUUGGACUAACAUGCUCAUGGAAAAUUUAAACAUACCAGGGCGGACUGAUCCGACGAUUCAGCCUAACGUUGUCCCGGUGUCGGGUACUUUCAAAGAAUCAAAACGUAGUCCUUACAACGACGAUCAUCAUCUUUACGGGGACUAUGCUGCAACGGGGAUAGCAAUGCGUUGCCCUACAUGUUUCAUUAUGACAAUAUUAUUCUUUAUUUUCUCUAUCUCGGAAGUUCAGCUCCUGCCACGGGGACCGCAUGGUUUCUCAUGCUUGAUGCGCCUGUUCGGUAGAAAACCUGUGCGUUCAAAUAACGAUGGCAUCUUUUCCCUGCCACAAGAAUGCAACAAGCGAGAGGUAGAUCCCCUGGACUCGGGAAAACCACCCAGAGUCUUAUCAGAUAUCUGUCAACUCAGGCUCAAGUCAGGUGGCGAUACGAGCGGCGAUGAAGCUGUUGCGACAAUGAUGGGCCUGAUCAAGUUGAAGCACGAGAAUGGAAAGGGACUGCCAGGGCCAGCCGGGGAAUAGGGUGGGGACCAUGACAUUUCCUGUUAGGUCCGAUAUUUGACAGUAAUACCUGGACCAUGUCCAGAAAUAACCUGAGGCGCAGCACAGGCUUUACCAGAACACAGCCGGAUGCCACUACUUAUCUGAUACGUGAGCGAUGCGCGGGCGAAUGUUGCGCAGCCUUUGUGAUGGAGAGACAGUCCCGGCUAUCAGAAGUCGACUUCCAGGUGCAAGGGGAGAUGAUAGCAACGACGACCUGACAUGAUC